Messenger RNA from Paramisgurnus dabryanus, 1898 nucleotides. RefSeq names its product solute carrier family 25 member 6 (gene slc25a6). Gene Ontology annotation, molecular function: ATP:ADP antiporter activity. Gene Ontology annotation, cellular component: mitochondrial inner membrane. NCBI's taxonomy places the organism in Eukaryota, Metazoa, Chordata, Actinopteri, Cypriniformes, Cobitidae. The record is from RefSeq and is a predicted model, not a curated record. Gene Ontology annotation, biological process: mitochondrial ADP transmembrane transport; mitochondrial ATP transmembrane transport; negative regulation of mitochondrial outer membrane permeabilization involved in apoptotic signaling pathway.
ACCUCGAGAUUUUGUGCAGCCUAUCCUUCUGCGCAUCAUUUCCAUCACUUUCCGCUCUCCUGCUCUUUCUACCAGCGGUCUUAAGUAUAUUUUGCUGCUUAUAUAUUGAGCUGAUAUAUUUUCGCUAUCAUGGCAGAUGCUGCAAUUUCUUUUGCUAAAGACUUUAUGGCCGGCGGAGUAGCAGCGGCUAUUUCCAAAACUGCAGUCGCACCAAUUGAGAGAGUAAAACUGCUGCUGCAGGUUCAACAUGCCAGCCAGCAGAUCAGUGCAGACAAACAGUACAAAGGUAUUAUCGACUGUAUUGUGAGGAUUCCCAAGGAGCAAGGCUUUAUAUCCUUUUGGCGUGGCAACUUAGCCAAUGUCAUACGCUACUUCCCCACGCAAGCUCUCAACUUUGCCUUCAAGGAUAAGUACAAGCAGGUUUUCCUGGGUGGCGUAGAUAAGCACACGCAGUUCUGGCGAUACUUCGCCGGCAACCUUGCCUCUGGAGGUGCCGCAGGAGCCACUUCCCUCUGCUUCGUCUACCCCCUCGAUUUUGCUCGUACCCGACUAGCUGCAGAUGUCGGGAAGGCUGGCAGCAGCAGGGAGUUCAGCGGAUUGGCUAACUGCCUGGCCAAAAUCUUUAAGUCAGAUGGACUGCGAGGCGUGUACCAGGGCUUCAACGUCUCUGUUCAGGGUAUCAUUAUUUACAGGGCGGCUUACUUCGGAAUCUACGACACUGCCAAAGGUAUGCUUCCAGACCCCAAGAACACCCACAUUGUGGUCAGCUGGAUGAUUGCACAAACUGUGACUGCAGUUGCUGGCGUGGUCUCCUAUCCCUUUGACACAGUUCGUCGUCGAAUGAUGAUGCAGUCUGGGCGCAAAGGGGGGGAUAUUAUGUACACAGGAACCAUUGACUGCUGGAGGAAGAUAGCACGUGAUGAGGGUGGCAAAGCGUUCUUCAAAGGGGCUCUGUCCAAUGUACUAAGAGGAAUGGGGGGUGCUUUUGUGCUCGUCUUGUAUGAUGAAUUCAAGAAGAUUGUUUGAACAAUAAGUGCUAAGAGAAAGAAACAGCUUAGAAUAGUUCUUACCACACAGUUUCGUUUAGCUUUAGCCAAACCCUGUACAUUCCGCAAAAAUGUGGUCUUGGUAGUGUUAAAUGUGAGAAGAAAUAAUAUUUUUCUGUGUUUUUUCUUCUUAAACACGAUUAUGUUGCUAUACUUUAUGUUUAGAGAAUGCACUAUGGACCUAUGAUAAAAAUAAGGGCAUGUUGAAAGCCUCAUAAUAUUUUAUCAUAAAGAAAAAAUCUAUAUGUAUUUAAGCGCAAAGACAGAUACUUAUAUAGAAAUGUUGUGCAAUUGCUAAUGAGCUGCUAUAGAGAAAAAGUAUGCAUAUACAAUUUAAGCACAGUAAAAUGUUCCAAAAUCAUUUAAAUUUGACUCCUUACCACUUCUUUAUAACAUUCGAGGCAUCAGUAAUUCAACUCCAUGCACCGCAGUAGCAUGAUACCUCCACAAGAUGGCGUUACACGGCUACCUAUUUGGCCACAUACCUCGAUGCUUAGAGUUUCGGUUUGCAAAUCCUCUCAUAACAAGGGUGUACAAUAUCACAGUUAAAACAAAAUAUUAAGUUUAAACACCGCUGAAUAAUGUUCCGGACUUGAAACGUUUUACCCGUGACGAGUUGGACCUGACAAACGCACCAAGAGUUGGUGUCAUGGAGUCAUAGAGAUAUUAAAUAUGACGCUUUAAUUCACUACAGAUUUGCCCUUUAUCUGUCUCAGUCGUGAAUAGAGACGCUAAAGUCUUCCAACAGAAACGCGUGGAGCCAGAAACAUGACAUUCACAGGCAGACGUGAUGUGACAUGAAAAGUGUAUUUCCAUGAUUUCUCUUUUUGGAAGUAGGCGUAAGUAUUUUCC